Melanotaenia boesemani (Boeseman's rainbowfish) is the source of this 1041-nucleotide messenger RNA. Its product is annotated as hepatic lectin-like. The record is from RefSeq and is a predicted model, not a curated record. Bases 62 to 841 code for a protein of 259 amino acids. The transcript is spliced from 8 exons. NCBI's taxonomy places the organism in Eukaryota, Metazoa, Chordata, Actinopteri, Atheriniformes, Melanotaeniidae.
AAAAGACUAAAGAGGAGCAAGAACACGUUCAUGACGGCUGGACCGACUCUGAAGCGUCUGCAUGAUGAAUCGUCCACAGAGCAACACAGAAGGUGAAGCUGCUGCCUCUCGACAUGAGAAAGCAAACAGAAGCUGGAAGCUGGUCCUGCUGGUUCUUUCUGCUCUGCUGGCAGCUGCUCUCAUCGUUAUUUACCGUCUCGCUUUUGCUAAUGUGAUGAUCAAUCAAACCCUCCAAACCCUGAAAGAGGAGAAUGAAGCUCUGAGGAAAAAUCUCUCAGAAGUAAAAACAGGAAGCUCAGAUCAGACAAAAUCUCCACCACCUUCUUCCUGUCCACCGCCUCCAACAUGUCCUCUUCCUUCUACGUCUCCACCACCUGGACUAAACCUCAAUGAGAAACGUCUGAAGUGUGAAGCAGGCUGGGAGCCUCAUGGAGAAAAGUGUUAUUAUUUCACCACCACUAAAUCAUCCUGGAAGGACAGCAGAGAUGGAUGUAAACUUAAAGGAGGAGACCUGGUGAAGAUAGACAGCAGGGAGGAGCAGGAAUUCCUGGAGGCAAGACUGAGAGAGAAAAUGGAGGAAGCUCAGGACAAGUUCUGGAUCGGACUGACAGACUCAGAGGAAGAAGGAAGAUGGUUGUGGGUGGACGGAUCGUCUCUGGACACACGUUUGAACUUUUGGAACAGCAAUGAGCCGGAUAACUGGACAGGAGAAAAUCCUGAUGGAGAGGACUGUGUGAGGAUGGGGGAGAAAGGAGGAUCUGCUGAUCUGAAGUGUUGGUUUGAUCGAGUCUGCAGUGACCCUUAUAAAAGUAUUUGUGAGAAAGCAGCAGAAACUAGAUGAAUUUAAUCUGUAAGAGGUUAAAGUUUCAGCUUGUAAAACAAUCUCAGUUCAGGAUCCAGAAGCUGCAGCGAUGCUGUUUUUAUAAAGCAAAACAUUUAAUUUUCCUUCCAGACAUGUUGAAAUAAACAUAAAAUACUUCAAUUAUUUUAGUGUCCGAUUUCUUCUCUUAUUUCUCUCGUUAUAAUGUUUUAUAACAGCAG